AUGGCCGAGAGGUUUAGCCAAUUAAGCGACAUAGAGAAACGCAAGAAAAGCUACAACCUUUCCAAGUUUCUAGCCAAGAAGAUGAGCAAAGAUAAGAAGGAUAAUUUCAACAAAUUCACAUUGAAACUCUUAGAGAUGGAAUAUUCUUUGGAACGGCGUUUACCGAAAGAUCGUCUUCAGCUUCUUCUUUCGAAUUGUGGUGGUAUUCCUCCUAAGCCAUUGAUCAAUUUAUCAACGUCGCUAGUUGAAGAUCAUAGCCAUAACAAUGGAUAG
Arabis nemorensis is the source of this 273-nucleotide messenger RNA. Lineage: Eukaryota; Viridiplantae; Streptophyta; Magnoliopsida; Brassicales; Brassicaceae. The record is from the annotation of a GenBank genome assembly.